AUGGCACCUAAACCUGCAUCCACCGCUGGCAAGGCUCCCGCGUCCACCGCGUCGAAGGCACCAGCCAAGACGACCUCUGAGGGUGCCAAGUCGGCGAAGAAGAGCACCAAGCCUGCCGCUGCAUCUGGAGAUGAUACGAAGAAGCGAAGACGCAAAGCGCGUAAGGAGACGUACUCCUCUUAUAUUUACAAGGUGCUUAAGCAGGUGCAUCCGGAUACCGGUAUCUCCAACAAGGCAAUGGCCAUCCUGAACUCCUUCGUGAACGACAUCUUCGAACGCAUUGCUACGGAGGCAUCGAAGCUUGCUUCUUACUCGAAGAAGUCCACCAUCUCCUCUCGGGAGAUCCAGACUGCUGUUCGUCUGAUUCUUCCCGGCGAGCUGGCCAAGCACGCCAUCUCGGAGGGCACGAAGUCCGUGACGAAGGUAUGUUGUCCGACCGUUAAGCGCUCAACAAUGAGCUGA
Messenger RNA from Rhodofomes roseus, 462 nucleotides. Its product is annotated as histone-fold-containing protein. Gene Ontology annotation, cellular component: nucleosome. Gene Ontology annotation, biological process: nucleosome assembly. The record is from RefSeq and is a predicted model, not a curated record. The coding region runs from base 1 to 462 and encodes 153 amino acids. Lineage: Eukaryota; Fungi; Basidiomycota; Agaricomycetes; Polyporales; Fomitopsidaceae. Gene Ontology annotation, molecular function: structural constituent of chromatin; protein heterodimerization activity; DNA binding. The transcript is spliced from 3 exons.